AUGGAGGUGAUGAUGGGCCAAAAAGGUGGGGCUGAGUCGGUAGGCUUUACCGGCAAGGACUUGGCCAACCACCUAGACAAGCAAAAAAGGAAAAGAGUCAAAGAUGGUGAUGCAGUUGCGGCGCUGUCCUAUUUACAAGGAAAACUUGACAAUGACCCACUAUUUUUCUUCAAGUACAACAAAUCGGAACAAGGUAAUCUCCUUAACUUGCUAUGGUGUGAUGGAACCAGUAGAAUGGAUUAUAACGUGUUUGGAGAUGUGGUUGCCUUUGAUAGCACAUACAAGAAGAACAAGUAUAACAAACCUCUUGUGAUUUUUUGUGGAUACAACCACCACAAGCAAACAACUAUCUUUGCUGCUGCACUUGUUCAUGAUGAGAAAACUGAGACUUUCAUAUGGGUUUUGGAAACCUUGACUGAAGCAAUGUUUAACAGGCAUCCUAAGGUGGUGGUUACAGAUGGAGAUCUAGCAAUGAAGGAAGCUAUUAGAGUUGUGUGGUCGAAUACCACGCAUCGUCAAUGUGCAUGGCACAUUCACCAGAAUGCUUUGAAAAAUAUUAGAAAUCUUGAUUUUGCAGAUGAAUUCAAGUUAUUUGUGUACGCUAACUUAAACCCUGACAAGUUUGGAGAGAAGUGGGAUAAACUGGUUGAGAAAUAUGGUAUAGCCAACAAUCCAUGGAUUGAUACGAUGUAUGAGACAAGAGCUUCUUGGGCAAGCACCUUCAUGCAAGACAAAUUUUUUGCCGCGGGCUAUGAAGAAAUACAGGCACAAUGA
Molecule: messenger RNA, 774 nt
Organism: Lotus japonicus
Lineage: Eukaryota; Viridiplantae; Streptophyta; Magnoliopsida; Fabales; Fabaceae
Product: protein FAR-RED IMPAIRED RESPONSE 1-like
Exons: 2
Coding region: 1-774 (257 amino acids)
Source: RefSeq, a predicted model, not a curated record